AUGGCUGAAAAGUCCGACUAUAAAGUACCUACGGUAGAGGGACGGUACUUCGAGGCUCAAUGGCCUGUUAUUGACAUACCAGCAGAACCUGUCACUGUUGCUGGUUGUAACUAUCUCACAAAAGCCAUGGCUACCGUUCUCCGUCAACUCAUUCAAGCUCAGAUUGAAGCAGUUGCUUUCCAAAAGACGGAGUGCUGGACUGAUAUGACUGAUUGCUGGAAACCGUUUGGAUGCAAAGACUUUCUGUCAAUGUUGUUGCAUACAACUUCCUUGGCCACGAAUGUGGUCAACCAGUUCGAGCAGUUACUGGAUUACCGACAGGCUGAAGCCUGGCUUGACUCUAGCAACCCCUUGUUACCGAACACAACAAACACUUUGCAGGAUCUGGCAGAUGCGAUCCGUCGCAACGUAAACAAAUUGCGAUUUAUUAUCGAAGAUCUUACCGAACCUGUUUGGGAAAAGGAUGGCGGUGUCCCAACUAAAAAGGAUAAGGAUGAGGAUGAGAGCAAGAAGCGUACUGAUGAGGCUAAGAAAGAGAAGCUGCCCAUUGUCCCUACCAAAGUUCCGACCGUCGAUCUUCGCUGCAUCCGCUUGUGGUGUGUCUUGAACACCAAGAAGAGGCGCCAAGAAUUGGAAAACCCUAAGAACACCAUGGAAAGAAUUGAACAACUCCUGAACGCCAUAGCGAAGGACAUUGAACCUUCGCACGAAGAAGCCGGUUUCAACUUCAGUCCAUCGGCAACCAAAAGGCUUAAAUUGACGCCGCACACCAAGAAAAAAGGGAUAAACGAGCUCGAUGAUAAUGUCCCAAUGGUCUACAGUAUCUGUAUAGGUAUAUGUUGGAAAGAUGGUAAACGCCACAUCCUCCACGACUCGACCACAAUUGGGACUACGCGAGAACGCAUAAGCUCUUUACCUCCGUAUAACGAACACCGAUUGGAAGGACGUAACCUUCACGUUGGCAAUAACGACAUGGAGGCUUGGUCCAAGGAUUUAGAAUCCCUUUCUAAGAUUGACGAGGCCGAUAAGGGAAUCGAGGUUAGCAAGGAAGAACUUGCAUCCUACAAGGUCGAGACCGCCUUGAAUAAGAAAUUGAAGAUCAAAACCGAGCAAGAUGUGAUCCAAAUGAAGGGCCGAGCCUAUUUGGCUGCUCGUGCCAUCAAUAGGUUCGAUGAGAGAGAGCCUCCUGCUCCUCAAAAGCUUCAAGCACUUAGCUUGUGGGAGAUGGGGCCUCGCAGAGACUGCUCCGAGCAUAUUAGCCGACCAUUCCUCGUCACGAAACAUGGGACCAGAGGAAUUGGUGGCUGUUUUCUUUGCAAAGUGCUCAUCAGAUUCAGGGAGCCAAUGAACAACACCGAACUGCAUGAUGGUUUGAAGGAGAGCGCCGCCAGAAAAGAUUUCUUCAAAGACCGCAGGGAUAUACCGCAUUCAUGUGCGGAAGUUAUUUGCUCCAAGUAUUGUCAUAUCAUGGCAGAAGACAAAGAAGCGAGGGACAAGGCGGAAAAGAAGAAGAAGAAGGAGAAGGAGGAGGAGAAGAAGAAGAAGGAGGAGGAGAAGAGGAAGAAGAAGGGAUGGUAUCACGAUAGAGGCAUGCCUCGUAGAUGA
Fusarium subglutinans is the source of this 1605-nucleotide messenger RNA. RefSeq lists its product as uncharacterized. The coding region runs from base 1 to 1605 and encodes 534 amino acids. The record is from RefSeq and is a predicted model, not a curated record. The transcript is spliced from 2 exons. Lineage: Eukaryota; Fungi; Ascomycota; Sordariomycetes; Hypocreales; Nectriaceae.